AUGUCUAACAACGUAUACGCUAAACUUCGCAACUUCUUGUUAAAUGCCAAAGAAGAAACGAUUACCGCAGGAUCUGUCAUUUACCAAGUGGUAGGGGAGAACCCUUGGAUUUCUAAAGAUGAAUUAAAAAGCAUUAUAGAAUUUGCGUUCGAAAUUUCAUAUAGGUCCGUUUGCAGUUUACUUGCUAUUGGAGCCAUAAAGACGAAUAAAGAAAAACCUCUUACUCCUCAACAAAUUAUAAAAAACAUAAAUGAGUUGAAGGGGAAGCUUAAGAAUUAUAAAAAGUCGCCACUUCAUAAGCGUUUACUUUUAGAAGUAGAGAAAGUUUCUCACGACAUUAAAUUGGAAGAAACCAUUGGCUA
Molecule: messenger RNA, 362 nt
Organism: Racocetra persica
Lineage: Eukaryota; Fungi; Glomeromycota; Glomeromycetes; Diversisporales; Gigasporaceae
Source: the annotation of a GenBank genome assembly